Molecule: messenger RNA, 2386 nt
Organism: Kockovaella imperatae
Lineage: Eukaryota; Fungi; Basidiomycota; Tremellomycetes; Tremellales; Cuniculitremaceae
Exons: 2
Coding region: 1-2208 (735 amino acids)
Molecular function (GO): phosphoprotein phosphatase activity
Source: RefSeq, a predicted model, not a curated record
AUGGAUCUAAACGGUGCUCUCAUCUAUCGCUCGAAGAGUAACGCAUCGUCCCGCACCAGUUAUCCUCGUCCUUAUUUGUCUUGCCUCCUGGAUUACCUAUUCCUUCCCGAGCCGGACGCUCCUAGCGAUUCGAGCAUUCCCAUCCGACCUUGGUCAGCUUUCGUUUGGAGCUCAGCACAGCCACACAACGUCCGCUCGAUGGUUGAGACUGCUUUCGGAAAAUACAGUGAGACUGUCUGGAAUACUGAGAGUCGACAAAGUAGACAGGAUCGACAGAAGCGAGGUGAAGGCAGGCUACUGGGCGUCUGGGCCAGAGACAAGAUGGGUCUGGAUGAGUCAGAUUAUCGCAACAAAGUUCAGACUUUCAAGGAUUUGCGCCAAGUGAUUCAGCAUGUGAAGCAGAGUCGACCCUCGGAUUAUAAGUUCGACCUUGAGAAUGUAGUCUUACUGGAUGACUCUCCCCUGAAAGCAAUUCACCAGCCGUGGAAUCAAAUCGUGAUUCCGGAGUACGAUAAACCAGAGUUCACGGCGGCGCGAAGUGCAGCCACUCGAAUGCAAUACGGCAAGAAUGCUGAGGAGGCUGGGAUGGACUCGACACUACUUGCCGUAAUCGGCAUGCUUGAGGAAAUGCGGAACAUCCCGAAUAUCCCCGCAUGGAUUCGUUCUGGAGGGCUGAUCAAGACGACAUCCACUGAGAGUGACAAUGAUGAGGAAUACGUGGACAGCCUGUUGACGGAAGACAGGGCCCCUACCAUCAAAGACCUACCGUCGCAUGACACCUUUAACCACUGGUUCAAGGAACAGAAAGUUGUUUCCUACUGGACUCAAAGGGGAAGGGAGGCACUGGAGAGAAAAGGCAUUGCAGUCGAACACGGCAUUGACCUGGAAGGCAGAUCCGCUAGUCCGAUGUCGCGAACACCCCCUGCUGCUCAUUUCCAAUCUGCCGCGGAUUUGCGACAACGCCGUUGGUCUCCCUCCAGACCAGUUUCACCUUCUUUCGACCAGCCGGACGAGGUGGAGGGCUCAGCUGGUCGCUCACGUCUUGCUCCGUCAGCUAGAUCCCCUUCACCCACUAGCUCAUUUAGUAGGAGGAGUUUCGCGACGAUGGCGCAAGCACUGCCCGAUACCACAACUCAUCAGCUGGUACCGGCGGCCUCUAAUUCCUGGAAUGCAGCUCCCGGGCCAAGUGUGGCGGGUAUCCCGAAUGCAGCCGCCUCACGUGGACCCCAAAGUAGAGCUUCUAAAGCUCCAGUCCCCAGGACGGAACGAUGGCGUACGUUUUCAGCUCUUGAAGUGUCUCGAUAUCUUUCAGACAUUGCUGAUCGUUCCUUUGGUGCCUCUUAUUCCCUUCAACAGGCAACAAACCAGUCGCAAAUCCUGAGAACAGCGGCGCAGACACUGGCGAGGUAUCAUGAGGAUGUGGAGAUCCGAAGACCGGCACCGAGCGGACAUUGGGAGGGAGAGUUGUGCGUCAAGUGUUUGAAGUGGGUCGGUGGUCUUCAAAUAGGGGUCCGGGGGCAAGAGGCGCAUCAGAGGGCGAUGGCAGCUGGGUUCAACAAUGCGUUAUUCAUGGCUCAGCAACACGAACUCGCAACUGCAUCUGGCUCUGAGAUGGCUACAAAGCCAUUGACAAAGAAGCAGCGAAAGAGGGCGAAGCAAGCUGCCGCCGUAGCUGCUUUGGCGAGCUCCACAUCCAGUAAGAAGAAGAAGACAGCGGCCGCAGGCGCAGCGGCAACGAAAAAGGUCACGGCGGUGACGGAGGCGAGCAGAAAGAAGGCCAAAACGGAUCAGGUCAAGGGCAAAGGAAAGAAGAAUCUGAGCAAUAACGGAGAGAACGCCAUUUCCUCAGAGGUGCCAAAUGCCGACUCACAGGUAACUCUGUCCUUUGGCAACAAUGGGCAGACUGGAGGAGGCGAAGCUGGAUCGUCUGGGAUCAGAGAUCCCGCUUGGAAGAAGAAGAAGAAGAUUAGAGAAGACCGGUUAACAGCACUGGCAAAGAACACAGCCACGAAACACGAGUCUGAUCCAUCAACCCCAGAACGAAUUGCGAAGGCUGUCGAUCGAUUGGACUCAUCUGCCGAAAGUCCGCCAGUGACUCGCUCGAACCCCCGUCGAUCAGCUACAAAUGUCGAGGCCAUUCGAGCGGAAGCGAGGCUCGAUGCCGAGUUGUAUGGCCGAAAAUCUUCGAGGAGUCGAAGCAGGUUCUGAUGGGAGUAUUAUAACGCGAAUUCCGGCGCCGAGCUGGAAGUUGCUCAGAGCGGUCAAAGUGUCGCUCGACGAGCAUUUAGUCAGGAGAGAGGGAGAGGGCCAAUGCGCCUCGACAGCCAUAACAUGACGGAUAUGCCAUGUAUAACGUUGAAUGGAUGAUACGGAAUGCUGAAUGCUA